Molecule: messenger RNA, 3754 nt
Organism: Brassica napus (rape)
Lineage: Eukaryota; Viridiplantae; Streptophyta; Magnoliopsida; Brassicales; Brassicaceae
Product: SNF2 domain-containing protein CLASSY 4-like
Exons: 3
Coding region: 626-3622 (998 amino acids)
Biological process (GO): gene silencing by siRNA-directed DNA methylation
Molecular function (GO): ATP binding; ATP-dependent chromatin remodeler activity
Source: RefSeq, a predicted model, not a curated record
ACCAUUUUCAAUACAUGCUUGAAGAAACACAACUUUUCAUCGCUAAUUAUUUUCAAUAGUUAUAUGUUUGAGAAGACACAAUCUUUUGUUUUCGGUAGUUACAUGAUUGAAAAGAUAUAAUCUUUUAACAUUAAAUGAGAUUUCUAUUAUUAGUAGAUAGGUUAAUUUUUAGAUAUUUACGUUGGAUUCAAAUAUUUUAAAUUAUUUUGUAGAUGUUUAGUUUUCGUUCUAUAAUUUAAAUUCUGCAUUUCGCGAAUUCUAUUAAAAAAGUUGAAGAAUUAAUAUUUGAACCAAUAAAAGAUGCCGCCAGUGCUGCUGACAACUUUAACACUCGGAAAUUCUCGUAUCAAUCAAUCUCCCACCAAUGGGAGUGAAGAAAACUUAUCCAAGAAGUUACACAAAACCAUAAAAUUAGUAAAAAGCUCCCUAAAAUAUUUCACAUGUUCCCCCCCCCUCAAUUGUUUUCAGUAUUGCAGUAUAGUCCCGGACCCACUCAAAACCUUUUUCAACGUUUUUCGAGAUUAAAAGUUAAAAUCGUUACCGCCAAAGGCACCACCAGGAGAUUGCAUGACUCAUCAUCUUCUUCUUCUUCUUCGCUAGGGUUUUCGAUUUCACUCCUUCGCCCAUGGAUAUGACUACUUGCGUCGGCAGAAGAACUCGCUCGAGGACGGAAUCUUACUUGAACGAUCUUCUGAAUCAAUCGAAGGGGGUUUCCGUCGCGGAUCAAUCUAAGAGUAGGACAGGGAGGCAGAAGAAGAAGAGAGCGUCCGCGCCCGCGCCCGCGCCCUUGCGCGAUUCUUGCUCGCCGGAGAAGUCGAAACGGCGCCGGAAAAGGAAGAGAAAGGAUGACGAUGAUGUGGAGUUCGUCGGAACUAUCUAUCCGAAAAGUAAGCGAGAGAAGGAGCAUGUAGUAGUAGUAGAGGAUGACAAUGUAGGUUCACCUUUGGUGAUCGCUCUUAGUUCAGAGUCAGAUAGGGCUUGUGGUGUGACUGUAGAUGAUGCCAUGGGCGAUGAUGAUGGUGAUGUUGAAUUCGUUAGAACUAUCUAUCCUGAAGAUGUUGACUCAUCUGAUUACACGGAGAAAAUCUCAGAUUCUUCUUAUUAUGCGGAGAGCUCUGAUAGUGGUGAGGACGAUGAGUUUGGUGGUGCCAGAGACACUGCUACAGUCAAGAAGAAGAGCCCAAGUGAAAGAGUGUAUAAGCGGAAGACUUCUUAUAGGAAGAAUGAUUUGGAUGUAUCUGAUCUGCUAGCAAAAUCUAUUUGGCAGAGAAAGAAAAUUGUCGAGGAAGAUAUCUCUUUUGAAGACGAAACAGCAGAGGUUGAUACCAGAGAAGAUCCUACUGUUAGAGAGAGAUCAAAUGACAAGGUACAUGAGCAGAGGAAACGAAAGAGAUUCUAUAUGGAGAAAAAGAAGAACCGUUCAAAUGUGUUUGAUCUGCUAGGAGAUUCUUUUGAGAGUUUUGAUGUUGGGGAAAACCCGUGGGUUUCUCCUCCUAUAAACCUGAGAUUUGGCUGUGAGGAGCCUGAGCCAGUUGAGAAAACAGAAGAGGAGAAAGAAGUAGACAGGUUGUGGCAAGAUAUGGCCUUAGCUUUAUCAUUGGAAGGACUACACUCAUCUACUUAUUUUAAAAAUGAAGAUGUGUCAUGUAGCAACGGGAAGCAUGAUUUCGUCCUUGAUGAGGAAAUUGGUCUGAAAUGCCGCUACUGUUCUUAUGUCUCCAUCGAGAUGAAAGAUGUUUCACCUGCCAUGGACAAGUAUCGUGCUAAUGUUAAGUAUCGUGAUACUGUUAACUACAAAAAGACAUGUCGUAACAAAGGUGACCCUUUACUUGACAGCCUUGAUUUGGAAGCGUCAGGCCACAACAGCAACCUGGCGUCUUUGAAGAAGAUACAGGGAACUGUCUGGGAAUACAUCCCUGGCAUAAAAAAUACUCUGUACCCACACCAACAAGAAGGCUUUGAGUUUAUGUGGAAGAACUUAGCCGGGACAACAAAACUCCACGAGUUGAAAAGCUCAUCAGUGGUAAAAGAAAGUGGGGGAUGCAUUAUUUCUCAUUCCCCUGGGACUGGCAAGACGCGUUUGACCAUCGUGUUUCUUCAGUCAUACUUACAACAGUUUCCAGAUAGCCAUCCUGUGGUCAUAGCUCCCGCAAGUUUACUGCUCACAUGGGAAGAAGAGUUCAAGAAAUGGAAUUCAAACAUUCCGUUUUAUAACAUGAGUAAUCAAGAGUUGUCAGGGCUAGAGAACCCAUCAGCUGUUUCACUUCUAAAUGGAAGUCGACAACAUAGGAGCAAAAAGGAUUCUGUCCGUAUGGUUAAGCUAUAUUCAUGGAGGAACAAGAAGAGCAUUCUUGGAAUCAGUUACAGUCUCUAUGAGAAGCUCACUGGGAACAAGUGCGCCUCUGGGGAGACGCAAAAGUUUAGAAAGAUGUUGCUGGACUUUCCAGGGCUCCUGGUCCUUGACGAAGGCCACACUCCUAGGAACAACAAUAGUUGCAUCUGGAAAGUGCUCACCGAAGUGAAAACGGAGAAGCGUAUCAUACUCUCAGGGACACCGUUCCAGAACAAUUUCAAGGAGAUUUCUAACGUCCUAUGCCUGACGAGACCAGCUUAUAAAGAUAAGAUCUCUUCUAGGCUCCAUGAUCUUACGAGGCUGAGCCAAGAAGGCAAAAACGGGAGGUUCGAUGAAGAGAUUGGAAUCGCGGAGCUUAAAGACAUGAUCGCUCCUUUUGUUCAUGUCCACAAAGGGAACAUCCUUCGAGAGAGCCUCCCAGGUCUAAGAGACUGUGUUGUGGUUCUGAACGCUCCUUUUCAACAGGCGAAAAUCCUGACGAGAAUCGACCAUUCUGAAAACACGCUUGAGCUUGAGCACAAGCUUUCAGCUGUUUCGGUACACCCGUCUCUGUAUCUGCGACGCAAGCAGACAGACAAGGAACGGUUAACCAUUGGGCCAGUGGUACUGAAAAGCCUGGAGAGACUUACGCUUGACUCAAAGGAAGGUGCGAAAACGAGGUUCUUGAUCGACUUCAUCCGGUUCAGUGAUACAGUGAAGGAGAAAGUCUUGGUGUUUAGUCAACACAUUGACACGCUAGAACUGAUCAGGGACCAGCUCAGUGCAGUGUUUGGCUGGACUGAAGGAGAAGAGAUUCUCUACAUGCAUGGUCAACUCCAACAGAAAUUCAGGCAGCGUCUGAUCAACAACUUCAACAAAUCAGACAGCAAAUCCAAAUUGCUACUAGCAUCAACAAAAGCAUGUUCCGAAGGUAUUAAUCUUGUCGGAGCUUCGAGGGUCGUGCUUCUUGAUGUUGAUUGGAACCCUUCUGUUGAGAGACAAGCCAUAAGCCGAGCUUACAGAAUUGGUCAGAAGAGGGUUGUGUACACUUACCAUCUCAUGGUUAAAGGCACAACUGAGUGGGACAAGUACUGUAAGCAAAACAAGAAACAUCGCAUAUCUGAAAUGGUCUUCUCUCCUACCAACGAGAAAGAUAAGCUGAUUGGAAACGAAGUUGUUUCUGAAGAUAAAAUUCUUGAUGAGAUGGUUCGCCAUGAGAAGCUGAAAGACAUGUUUGAGAAGAUACUUUAUCGCAAAACAGAAUCCGACAUGUUUACAAACAUCCUCUGAUUUGUGUUAAUCCCACUCUAAGACUCUCUCUAGGCGUUUGUAUUAAUAAAGUUGACUCUUAUGAUAUGUAAUUUUCGAAUUCGAUGUCUUCUAGGGACAAUCUUUAGCUUUAAAUCUAAUUUAUUGAUUUCA